UCGGAUACUGCAUUUCCGAGCUGGCACCAUGAGCGAGCAACUGAAAUUCAUCGUUCAGGAACUGAAUAAGGAACCUUUCAACAAGAGGCUCAACCUCAUCAGCUUCGAUGCCUUUCGGCCAGACCAGCUACUGCAGGCGUUAAAUGACGUCUUCGCCGAGUUGGACCCCAAGAUGAAAGCGGACGUACGCAGCGAGGAUCCCGAGCAACUGGCCAUGAGAAACCUCGCCUUCCUGCGCAUAUUGAAGUACAAGCCUCCGCCUGACAUCCCGGUGACUCACGCCAUUCGCAUCGUCGUCCGCAGCGGCUCGUUCCGCCAGGGCCUGGUGUCGGGCGCCAAGGACGUCGUGCUCCCGCUGCUCGAGUGGGCGCUGCGCGGCCUGCCCGAGCUGCGCAAAAGGGCCUACCUGGGACGAUUCCUCGUCAGGGUCGAGCUGCCGCCCGAACUGGACGGGGACGUGGACCUGCAGGCGCUCUACGCGCAGUACGAAGCGGCCAUGGAGCAGUUCAAGGAGGCGCACAAGAUGAGCGAAGCGCUGAAGGCCAGCGGGCUGAACACCCAGGAGCUGCGCAGGGACAUCUCCCAGAUGGAGCAGGAGCGCGAGCAGCUGAACAAGAAAAUCGCCAAGCUUCGCCGUAAGGUUGAAACGCAGCGCAACAAGGACGUCCUGCUGCAGUUGGCCAAGAAUCUCCGCGAGGAACAGGACAGGGCGGAGACGCUCGCCCAGCAAAGGAACAGCCUGCGUGACGCGCUGAACCACUGCGAGCAAAAGAUCCACAGGCUGACGCAGCAGCUAAGAGACCUGCAGCAUUCGGGAGCCGGUGCAACACCAGAAGGCCUGAUGAAAAAGCUGGAGGAAGAGGUCCGAGCCAAUGGCUACCUGGUGCGAGACAAGCUGCCCAAGGAAAUAGCCGCCUGUCAAAACGCCAUAAGAGACCUGCAGAAGGUGGCUGCUGAACCAGCAAUGGGGCAAAACGAACUCAACAGGCUAAAGGCGAAGGUACAGGCUGAGAACCAGGAAAUCAACGCUCUUUAUGAGCAAAAGAUGCGAAGUCAAGAGCAGGCCGAUGACAAGUUGACGCUCUUCAGGCAACAGGCUGCGGUCAUCGCGCGCAAGAAGGACGCCGCCGCAGAGACGCUCAACGAGCUGCGACUGCAGGUGUCCCAGCUGGAGGCUCAGCUGCAGGAGAAGCAGAGUCUCGUCGCCGGCGGUGAGCAGGUCCUCAAGGGAGACGAGUUCAAGAAGUACGUGAACGCGUUGCGCGGCAAGAGCAGCCAGUACAAGCAGCAACGCCAGGAGCUGGCCGAGCUGAGGGCCGAGACCGGUGUGCUGGCCAGGACGCAGGAGAUCCUCGCGCAGAAGGAGCGUGACCUCACGCAGAGCCUGGAGGCGCUCGAAGAAAAGCACGGCGUUCGCGGUUACCACCGGCUGCAGGGAGCUCUGGAGAACUUGUCCGGCAACAAGGCCACGCUAGACGAGACAAAAAUGGCGACACUCGAAGAUAUGUCCGCGAUGGUGACUAACCUCAACAAGCGAAUCGCCGAAAGGAAAGGGCGCCUGGCGCCGGCCAUAAAAGACCUGAGACCACUCCGGAAAAGCUACCAGGACGUGACAAUGGAAUACGACAAAAAGAAAGCAGCCUACGACGCAUGCGCAGCAGGCCUGGAAAGUAGUAUGACAAGUUUGGAGCAGGAAGUGUCCAGCCUCCGAAGUGAGCUGAACAGCGAGGAGUCCAAGCUAAACUUCCUUCAGCACAGCCUUCGGAUCCACGAAGUGCAGCUGAACUUCCUCAAGGCUCGUGGCGUACUUGGAAAUCCUGCAGCCGAUGCCGGGUCCAACGGCCAGACUUCCCUCAGAGCCCAGCUGAGUCACGAGAUCGCCGAGCAGGAGAAGCGGGGCAAGGCCCUGCGGGAGCGCCAGAAGGAGCUGCGCGAGAAGCAGUCCUCACUUCGCGCGCAGACCGAGCAGUGGACGCACCUGCAGGCGCUGCUCAGGGCAAAAAUGGCUGCAGUCACAUCUUCCACUCCGUGGCACCAGGGGGCACCACCGUUGCCCCCAGGUAGCGCGGCGGCGCACAGUGACAUUACUUCAAGGGACUGGCUUGUGCUGUGAAAGGUGGCCAAGAUGGCCCUGAAGUGUGGUGAUUUGCAGUUUGCAGUCAGCAGCCUGUGCGUGUUUGAAUAUCGCGUGAUGCAGACAGCCAAGGUCUGCAGGCUAGGUGUGAUUUCAUUCAUUACAUUAGAGAAAAAAAAAACUGCAAAUGUGUGUGUAGAACACUUGGUUGUGUCAAUGCUGUUUGCUGUGCCACCAUGUGUCACUGUUUGCAGUAUGGUUUAGAAGUGUAGAAAAGCAGAAAAGAAAAAAACGCUCAGUGCUGAAAAGAAACCUUGGUUUCAGUUGAACCAUCUCUGCAAAUCCAUGACUAUUGUAUUUAUUGCAUUCAGGCAUCCCACCCCCCUCCGCCCAACUUAUGUAAUACCCA
Molecule: messenger RNA, 2483 nt
Organism: Dermacentor albipictus
Lineage: Eukaryota; Metazoa; Arthropoda; Arachnida; Ixodida; Ixodidae
Product: intraflagellar transport protein 81 homolog
Biological process (GO): cilium assembly; intraciliary transport
Cellular component (GO): intraciliary transport particle B; centrosome; cilium
Molecular function (GO): tubulin binding
Source: RefSeq, a predicted model, not a curated record